GGAAAUUUUACUCGAGUCGCGGAAGUCAGAAGCUGACUGUUCUGUCUGUGUAGGACUCGGCUUUCAACAUGCCUAGGGAUUCUUUUUUUGAGGUAGAGCGGUUGAUGAAUAAGCGAAAAUAUCGAAACAAUCGCGUAGAAUAUUUGGUGAGAUGGAAAGGUUAUUCAAAGAAAUACGACACAUGGGAGCCAUUAUCGAAUCUUCAAUCAUGCAUGGACUUGAUUCAAGAUUUCAAUGCAGUGAAACGACGUACCAGACCAUCAUCAACUCUAAUUUCUUCAAAAGAACCGUCGUCAUCGCAGCCACAGGAAAGAAGAUUACAACAGGCAAACGGUUCGUCGCAAUCCAGGCCUAGGCGGACAAUAAGAAAACCAAUAAGAGCUCUUGACUCACCACCAAAAGCAGCAAGCGAUAGAUCCAACUCUUCAAGACGAAGCAAUGCGAGCAAUAGCAGUAGAUCGUCAGUUGUGCCAAGGAAACGACCAAAUACUCGAGAAUCUGCUACACUUCUGCCCAAAAGAACCCGUCUCAUCCGGAGUCUUCGGCAACGACGUGGUCGAUCAUCUUCACCUGCGCCGACAAGACGAUAUAUCAGACGUCCUCAAGAUGUCCAAGUCAGUUUGACGCCGAUGUCGUCAAAAGCUUUGAGUAAUUUCUUAGAUACACAAAAACGAGGGAAUUUUGGAACACGUAAUGGAAUUUGCACCAGUCCCCCUUCAACAGACCACGAAUACAUCAAGCCUCGGCAUCAAACGUUUGAAUAUUCUUGGCGUAAAAGCCGUGACGUCAGCCCAUCAUCAAGCGGAAGCGAAGACUCGAAAUCUGAAGGUGACGUCAUAAUUGAUACAAAAUGCGCCGAAGUUCCUCGCAGCGCUGAAAGCAAAUCUAAAGCUACAGGCUUCACUUUGAAGCCAAAUUCUGUUAAAUAUGAAGAUAUAUUGGAUAGGAAAUUCUCUUUAAGAGGAAGCCUUUCCAAACACGAGAACGUUCAAAUAUUGAAGCGAGGACAUUGUACUGAGAUUGUAUUGACAAACGAAGCAAAGAAAAAUACGGUCACUCCAGAGAUUUUGGACGAGAUGACACGAUUACUGGAUUCAGUUGCGGCGAAUCCUCGUUCUUCUUUGGUCUUGUUCAGUUCUGUCGGCGAUUACUUUUGUACUGGGUUUGAUUUAAAAUAUCUUACUGAUAGAAUCAACACCAAUGCCAAUGUCUUGGAAUUAAUUAAACACUGUGCUGCAUCUAUAAGAAAUUUUGUAAACUGCCUGAUCGACUUUCCUAAGCCGAUAUCGGCGUCAGUUCAAGGCCCAGCAAUUGGUCUGGGAUGUUCUAUAUUGCCUCAUUUUGACACUGUGUAUGCUUCUGAACGCGCAUAUUUUGUAACCCCAUAUACGGAAAUGGGACAGACCCCGGAAGCGUGUUCAUCUUAUAUCUUCCCGAGGAUGUUAGGCCAUUCUUUGGCGAAUAAUAUGCUUCUUAAUGGAGUAACUUUGACGGCGAAAGAGGCGAAAGCCGCAGGAUUGGUUUCUGAAGUCUACACUCAUGACCAUUUAGGGAGAAACGUACUACCUAUGUUGAAACACAUGACGACAAAGUCUCGAGACGCGAUGAUGACGACGAAAGAACUUAUUCGAAAUUCACAAAGAUCGAGACUGAAGCACGUCAAUCAGUGCGAAUACAUUGCUUUAAAAGAAAGAUGGAUGGACCCCGAAACUGUGAAAUAUAUUAUGAGGUAUAUAGCUAGGCAGGAGAACAAGUAAAACGUGGGCUGACAACGGUAUUUAUCAGCUCCAUAGACGGUGAGCGUCUUGAAUUCUUUAGCUGCUGCUAUUUAUUUUACAAGACUGGAUACAACAAAUGCGAUAGCUAGACGGAUAGAGCAUACUACAUUCGCCCGCUGUAUAUCUGCCAAGCCUGUGGAUUUCUUCCAAUAUCUCGAGAAAAACUGGUCUAAACUUGAAAGUAUAUCCCACCAUUCUGACUUUAACUGAUACUCCCGAAGUAUGUGGACCAAGAUGGCGGACACCGGAACGUAGUAUGUCUACCAGGUUAGGGUUAGGCCAUAAUUUCAUUCCAAUUUUAGUAAUUUU
Molecule: messenger RNA, 2087 nt
Organism: Styela clava
Lineage: Eukaryota; Metazoa; Chordata; Ascidiacea; Stolidobranchia; Styelidae
Product: testis-specific chromodomain protein Y 2-like
Source: RefSeq, a predicted model, not a curated record